Messenger RNA from Lepus europaeus (European hare), 452 nucleotides. RefSeq names its product transmembrane protein 256 (gene TMEM256). The transcript is spliced from 4 exons. The record is from RefSeq and is a predicted model, not a curated record. The coding region runs from base 14 to 355 and encodes 113 amino acids. Lineage: Eukaryota; Metazoa; Chordata; Mammalia; Lagomorpha; Leporidae.
ACCACCCACAGCCAUGGCCGGGCUCGGGGCUGCUUUUCGCCGCCUGGGCGCCUUGUCCGGAGCUGGGGCCUUAGGCUUGGCCACCUACGGGGCCCACGGCGCCCAGUUCCCCGAUGCCUACGGGAAGGAGCUCUUUGACAAAGCCAACAAACACCACUUCAUACACAGCCUGGCCCUGUUAGGUGUGCCCCAUUGCAGAAAGCCACUCUGGGCCGGGUUGCUGCUGGCUUCCGGAACCACCCUGUUCUGCACCAGCUUUUACUACCAGGCUCUGAGCGGAGACCCCAGCAUCCAGACCUUGGGCCCUGUGGGAGGGAGCCUGUUACUCGUGGGCUGGCUUGCCUUGGCGCUUUGAGCUCCCUUUGUGUAAUUUCUGGCCUUUCCGAGUAAUUUGGGGGAGAGGGUGGCGAUUGAAACAGGAAGGGAAUUAAAAGAGAAAGGCAAAUGAAAAA